UUCAUGUCGUUUUUUACACGUUUAAUUUUAAUCAGUUUUUUUCGAACCAUUUCCUCCCAUCAAACCUGGUUGAUAUGGGGACCCGAUUUAAGUCCAAAGUACGAUUAUUCCACAUCAUGCGAUCACGUCAUUUUUUGCCAAAGCACCCAAAGUAAAACCAUCAUGUUUGUUUGCGCCAUUUAUUGCAAAACGGGGUUGGAUCCAAUUAAAUAUGCAAGCGUGAGGCUUUUGGAUUCUCCAAAAAUAAUUCGCGAAAAAAGUGAUAAACUUAUCGCUGAUUAUUACGAUGGGAGAAACAUGGAGGAGGCUGUUAAUGUAUUUAGUGAGUUCUUUAAGAAUAAUUUUGCUUAUGGUGGCGAUUUGGAACAUUGGACUCCGAUGGAUUUUACAACAUUCUCGAGGUUUGUUACGAUGAUUUUUAAUAAAAAUGUGCAAGCUUUUGCGAUCACUGUAAUAACGAUGUGGCCUUCGUUAGGAUGGAUCGUUCCUGAUGUUGUAAAAAAAGAACCCGAUCGGCGCUCCAUGAUUGAUCUUCCCAACGGCUUUAUUGGAUUAGCAAAUGACACCACGGAGUGGCGCUACCUAGAUAGUUAUUUAAUCCUGCAAGGAGUUUUAGUCUCGAAAAUGUUCCUAACAGCUCAAGGAAUAUUAAACAACAUGAUUUAUUUGAUAAAAAAUUACGGUUUCAUUCCUUCCCGAUCUAGAAUACAAUAUUUAGACAGAUCCGGUCCGCCAGUUUUUGCCAAAAUGGUUUCACUUUAUUUAAACAAAACCAACGAUUUGAAUUGGGUUCGAAAUAACAUAGACACAGUUGCCAAAGAGAUGGAAUACUGGAAACAAAAGCGUUUUAUUACAAUAAAAAAGCAAGGGGAAGAAUACAAACUCGCCCAAUACAAAGUGCGAAGUAAAGGAUUGCGAUUAGAAAACUUAAAAGGUGAUUUUGAGAUGACCGAACCCGUAAAGAAAUAUCGAGAAAUGCAUGGAAACGAAUUUAAAAGCGCCGAUGAAAGCGGAUGGUUGUUUUCUUCGAGAUGGAUUUUUAACAAAAAUCGAAAAGAUGGCCCUUUAGAUGGUAGAAAAGGACACCCUCGUUACACCAACUUAUCUAGGAUCAUUCCCGUUGAUUUAAACGCUUUAAUUUAUGGAAGUUUCGACGAGCUUUCGAAACUUUACGCAAAAAUUGGCCGACAAACCAAAAGUCUAAAUUGGAGGGAAAACGCUGAAAAUAUACUUGAAGCAAUACAACAAGUUCUUUGGAACGAAACUGAUGGAACUUGGUACGACUACGACAUUGAUAAAAACGAACAUAGAGCAUUUUUUUAUGCAAGCAACUUAGUUCCGCUUUGGACGAGAGCUUAUCAAAAAAGUUCUAAUAACGAAGUUCGUGCUAAUUACGGUGCUAAAACCGUGGAGUAUCUUCAUAAAGAAGAGAUUGAUAAAUUCGACGGGGGAAUUCCCGCCUCAACGUUUGAAUCGAACGAGGAAUGGGAUUUCCCCAACGCUUGGCCUUCUUCCCAAUUGAUGAUAAUAGAUGGAUUACGCGACACGAACGAUCCGGAAGCGACAUAUUUAGCGGAACAAUUUGCCACAAAGUUUCUUCAAACGACGUUUAUUUGCUACAGGAAAACAAAAUCGAUAGUGCUCAAUUACGACGUUACAAACCCCGGUGCGAGUCGAUAUAUCGCGAAAGAAGAUCGAAAAUUAGUUCAACGAUAUGGAUACGCCACUACUAAUGCUGCCGUGUUAUCCAUUAUACAUAGCUUCAUUUUUCCAUAUGGUACGUUGGUUAGAAGUGGUGAUGGUGUGUUAGUUUCGAAGAUGGGAUAUGUUGUUUUAUUUUUAAUUAUUAACUUAAUGUUUUAGUAUUAUGUAA
Messenger RNA from Onthophagus taurus, 1873 nucleotides. RefSeq names its product trehalase-like. NCBI's taxonomy places the organism in Eukaryota, Metazoa, Arthropoda, Insecta, Coleoptera, Scarabaeidae. Gene Ontology annotation, molecular function: alpha,alpha-trehalase activity. Gene Ontology annotation, biological process: trehalose catabolic process. The record is from RefSeq and is a predicted model, not a curated record.